AUGGCAAAUUCGUCUCAGAGGGCGCUGAGUUCAAGGAAGAAGGUUGUUCUGGAACCAGGUUGUUCACCCUUGGAUUGGGCAAGGCUGACUUCAUCUGGGGAAAACCUUCGAGGCAUACAACCACAAGAUUUCCCCAUGAAAGUUGAUAAGAAGACGUUGAGCUUGCACAACAACAGACAGGACUGUUGGACAGUGUUGAAAGGCCGUGUCUAUAACAUAACAUCCUAUUUGCGAUUCCACCCUGGUGGUAUUGAGGAAAUUAUGAAGUGCGCAGGGAAAGAUGGAACGUUGCUGUUUAUGAAAUACCACGCUUGGGUCAACUACGAAAGAAUGUUGGAAAACUGCUUAGUUGGAGUGUACAUAGGAUAG
Messenger RNA from Williopsis jadinii, 369 nucleotides. It is a transcript of the gene IRC21, whose product is annotated as Irc21p. The transcript has a single exon. The record is from RefSeq and is a predicted model, not a curated record. The coding region runs from base 1 to 369 and encodes 122 amino acids. Lineage: Eukaryota; Fungi; Ascomycota; Saccharomycetes; Phaffomycetales; Wickerhamomycetaceae. Gene Ontology annotation, molecular function: heme binding.